CUUCAAGGAUAAAAAUGGAAACAGCUAGUUUUUUUCUUUUUCAGUAAUUAUAUUGCAGAGUACAAUUUCAAUCGUCAUAACUGAAGAAUUAAAGCACAAAUUUCCACUCUAUGAAAAACAACAGGCUAAGUAAAUAUCAGAGAAAGGGAGACCAAGUUUAAGAAAAUUAAUAGAUUUACAGGAAGAAUAAAGUUUCCAUCUCCAAACCAUAAUGUUAUUUGACGUAUGUAAUGAUUUUGUUAAUGGAACUUUAAGAAUAACCCAUCACUUGAUGCAUAUUUUUGGCAAAAGAGGAAAAUGUUAACUUCAGAGGAUCAUAUUUUCUGCAUAAUCAGCUCUUGGAGCCCUCAAGAGGUUAUUAGGAUUUGUAAUUCAGAGGUGGUACUGUUUGGAUAGGCUUACUCAUGAAAAUGUGAAAGGAUGUGCAAUCCUAUCAAGGACAGGACUGCAUAUAAUUUAUGUAUAUUCUGGUCUUCAGUACUUCUAGAAUUAUGGCAACCAAGUAAGGAGUUCCUGUUUCUGCCUCACUGCAGGCUGUGCAAUGGAUAAGGAGGAGAAUGAACAGAAAAGCAGGCUUUUUAGUUCCUUUCUGUUCUAGCAUAAAGGUUUUGGAGCCAGCUCUGCUGCUUUCUCUUUUCGUGAUCUUGUACAAGUUGCUUAACCUCUGUGUGCCUUGGUUUACUCAACUGGGAAAUGAGGAUAGCAGGGUUGCUGUGAGAAACAUUACGAGUAAAUUUAUGUACAGACUUAGAAUAGGGCCUGACAAAAGCAGAUGCUUAAUUAUCUAUGGUUGUGAUUGUUGAUGCUGUUGUUGCUAUUCUUACCCUAUCCUCUUAUGUCUGCCUUUCCUCUCAAGUACUGACUGUGAUGCGUGGGGGGAAAAAGUGUGUGAAUAUGAGUUCCUGCACUCAGUACACAUGUACUGAGUCUCUGCUCUAUGCCAAGCACUGCUCUAGAUACUGCAGAUACAAAGAUGAGCAAGAUACACAGUUCCUCCCUCAAGGAGCUCAGAGCUUUGAAUGUGGGCUACUACAGUAAGAUUUGGUAAGUGCUAUAUUGAUUGGUACUAAAGCGUAAGAUGCUAUGAGAGCAUAAGCAAGGUGUGCCUAAUUCUGCCUUGAGCUUCUGGGAGAGAAAAAGGCACCAUGGAUUAAAAUAUGUUUAAAGCGAGUCUCAAAAAAUGAACAGAAGCUUAAUAACUAGAGUAAGAUAACGGGGUGUUCUAAGCAAGGCAGCUAUAUGUUUGAAGACAUUGGUCUGUAGUGAAGCUAGAAGGCAUACUCAGAAUUGGCUAGACUUUAGGGAUUUGGUGUGUGCGGUGGAGGAAGAGGGGCAGGAAAUGAGGACAGGUAUAGGCAAGAGGUUAGUAGUUCUAAUCCCUUCUCCGCAGCUAUACGUUAUGUACCAGAGGAGAAGAAUGAACAGAGUAACAGGCAUUUUCGUUCUAAUCAGAGAUUAGUGGUUCUAAAUGAGUUUGUGGUAGAGGAACUUCAUGGCUUGUGGGGUUCUAGUUCCCCAACCAGGGGUAGAACCUAGGUCCUUUACUGUGAGGGCAGCAGAGUCCUAACCACUGGACCACCAGCGAAUUCCUGAAGCAAAACUUUUAAAUACUAGAAUUUUUGGUUAUCUUCUUCAAAAGAUUAAAUGACUCAAAACCAAAGUGAACAAGUUUGCAAUAAUGAAAUAUGAUAGAUACCAGUGCUUGUCUGGUUCUAGAAAGUAUUCAGUUAUUAAGUGUAUUGGUUACUUGGUUAUUUCUCAGCAUGACCAUAUGUUCUAAUAAGUCCAGGCUCUUUUAUUUUUCAUAUCUCUUAUCACUGACUCCUUUACUUAUAGUCAGUUAUAUUCUCCUCUACACUAAGUCACUCCUGUAUUCUUGCCUGGAGAAUCCCAUGGACAGAGGAGCUUGGUGGGCUACAGUCCAUGGGGUCACAAAGAGUUGGACACGACUGAAGUGAGUUAGUAUGCACUACACUUAGUUGCAGUGAUCCACUUAGCUCAAUGUUCAGUCUUAUAAACGUCCAUGACAGUACACAUGAUUGAUGACAGCCAAAAUUAACUUUCCAUGUUCCAUACUGGUCACAAAUUGAUGGCCCAAUUGUGAAGAGUUUGUGGGUCAGGAAGAGCACCCCCCCUGUUUUUUAAUUAAAGAGCUUAGAUUUUAUCCACUAAGUAAUAAGGAGAUGAUAGCAUCUUCACAUUCUAGAAUGAUUUCUCUGGAGUUAAGAAGGAGUUAAGACUAGAAGCAGGAAGCUCAGCAGUCCUCCGUGAGAUGAUGAGGAUCCACAGGGAUAGAGUGGAGCGCAUAAAUAUUUAAGAGGUAGAGUCCACAAGAACUGGUUAACUGGUUUGGGCAGAGUUUGGCAUAGUGAGAACGAAGACUCUCAACUUUGUGCCUGAGGGUCUAACUGGGUGAUGGUAUAAUGACUGACCUGGGGAACAUGCGGAUAAGAAGUUAUGGGAUAUUGUAGGUGUUAAACGUAUACUUGAAUUAAGUUGUGAAAAUGCUUACAAGUAGCAUUUUGAGAGAGUUCAGAAUAAAAUUUGGAAAUUAUUUUAUGACGAAUAAAUUGCUAGUUAAAAGGAGAAUAAAUGAUUAAAGACAUGGUGUUCAAAUUUUGUUGAUCAUAAACUAUCAGUAAAAAAUGUUUAAGCAUGCAUGUUUUUUUAUAUAUGUGUAUACAUAUAUAUGAUAGAAAAUGUACUGCACAUAUAUAUAUGACCUGAAUAUUAUAAACUCUUAAGGCCUAAUUUUUUUUUUUUUAAAAGAUCAUUUUAUAUACCUGCUCUGAAGUCAGCUGUUGUAGGGAGAGGAAAAGCAGAGCAUUAUGACAAAUAAUGAAGAGGAGUGAGGUUUCUGGGAAAAAGUGGCUGCUCAGAGUUCCCACAGCACUUUGUUGAUGCUCUGACUUACAUGUUUCUACAAUACAGUGGUAUAUUUACUGCACAGCACUGUAACUUAUUUUCCUGCUCUUUCAAGGGAGCUUAUUGAGGAUAAGACUAUGUUUUACUUGUCCCUCUCUUCUCAACACCUAGUCCUGGUUCUGGCACAUAUAGGCAUUCAACUGAUGUUUCUGAAUGAAUAAAAGCAGCACAUUAUUUCAGAACAGAAAUGAAAGCACUUGCAAACUAGAGCAGGAUACAAGAGACAUACAGUCAAUUCUAAAAUGGCAGGAAAGGGGCGGCGCGGAGGGGCCGGUCACCCCGCAGCCCGGCCUCGGCCUCGGCUCGUCGCCGCCCCGCCCGCGCGCACGUCCCCCGGCGGCCACCAUGAGCACAGGCCUGAGGUACAAGAGCAAGCUGGCGACCCCAGAGGACAAGCAGGACAUCGACAAGCAGUACGUGGGCUUUGCCACGCUGCCUAACCAAGUGCACCGCAAGUCCGUGAAGAAGGGCUUCGACUUCACGCUCAUGGUGGCCGGGGAGUCAGGCCUGGGGAAGUCCACACUGGUCCACAGCCUCUUCCUGACCGACCUCUACAAGGAGCGGAAACUGCUGAGUGCUGAGGAACGCAUCAGCCAGACGGUUGAGAUCCUAAAGCACACGGUGGACAUUGAAGAGAAGGGAGUGAAGCUGAAGCUCACCAUCGUGGACACACCAGGCUUUGGGGAUGCCGUCAACAACUCUGAGUGCUGGAAGCCCAUCACCGACUAUGUGGACCAGCAGUUUGAGCAGUAUUUCCGGGACGAGAGCGGCCUCAACCGCAAGAACAUCCAGGACAGCCGCGUGCACUGCUGCCUGUACUUCAUCUCCCCUUUUGGGCACGGGCUGCGGCCGGUGGACGUGGGCUUCAUGAAGGCCCUGCAUGAGAAGGUGAACAUCGUGCCCCUCAUUGCCAAGGCCGACUGUCUUGUCCCCGGGGAGAUCCGCAAGCUGAAAGAGCGGAUCCGGGAGGAGAUUGACAAGUUUGGGAUCCAUGUGUACCAGUUUCCUGAGUGUGACUCGGAUGAGGAUGAGGACUUCAAGCAGCAGGACCGGGAACUGAAGGAGAGCGCACCUUUCGCUGUUAUCGGCAGCAACACGGUGGUGGAGGCCAAGGGGCAGCGGGUCCGGGGGCGUCUGUACCCGUGGGGGAUCGUGGAGGUGGAGAACCAGGCGCACUGCGACUUCGUGAAGCUUCGCAACAUGCUGAUCCGCACGCACAUGCACGACCUCAAGGACGUGACCUGCGACGUGCACUAUGAGAACUACCGGCCACACUGCAUCCAGAUGACCCGCAAGCUGACGCAGGACAGCCGCAUGGAGAGCCCAAUACCCAUCCUGCCGCUGCCCACGCCCGACGCUGAGACUGAAAAGCUCAUCAGGAUGAAAGAUGAGGAGCUAAGGCGGAUGCAAGAGAUGCUGCAGAAAAUGAAGCAGCAGAUGCAGGACCAGUGACCCCGCCGCAGCCCCACGUGCCAUGACUAUCCUGCCGGCUUCCAGGCUGGCCCUUCCCACCCCUGGACCCUGACGGGCCUGGACUCGACGCCGGAUUCGUCUGGAUCGCCCAUAGGCCCUGGCGCGACCCCCCCACCCCAGAGUGGCCCAGACCUGGUUUUUUUUCCCUCCUGUUCUCAGAGACGCUGGGUCACAGCCUCCAGCCAACCCUAAUUUAUUCUCAGCAUCGGCCCCUCCCCUCGUUUGUAUCUGCUUCCCAGGGGCCUGUACGGUGGCGCCCCCCACAUACAGCCCUCUCUGGCCUUGGGGCGCUGGAUCUAAGUUGGGUGGUGACUUCUGAAAUCUGCCCCCAACUGGAAGGUCACUGCACUGACUCCAGGCCCUACUUACAUGGACGGGAGAACCAAGGCAGAGUGGAGGUGGGGUGGGAGCCUGAUCCCCAGAACCCUGGCCUGUUUCCCGAUUCGGAGCCUCCCUUUGGGCCCCCGUGGGCUGGGUCUUUCUUACCCCUUCCCCCAUUCUCCAGGCACCUCUGCGCACAGGUUGGGAGCGGAAGGGAUUAGCUCCGUCCGGACCUAAUGAGGUCAGCUGGCUGCUGGGGACAGUAACGUGGCUGGGCUUCACUGUGAAUGCCCGUGCCCCUCCCCCCAUGGCUCCAGGAGCAGCGGGUGGUCGGCAAACUGGCCAUCCUUGUCCCUGGCCCACCACCGUUUGCCCAUCAGUGGCGGGAGGCCCGCUCUCCCCAGCAGCACUGUAGCCCUGGGUUCCCGAGUCCCUGGUCCCUGUCCCUCCACCCGCAUGACCCCUGGCUCCGCGCCCCAUUCUCCAGUGUGUUCCGUUGUGAAUGCUGCGCCCUGUCCUGGUGACAGGGGAACAAUGUUGGUGAACGUCAA
Molecule: messenger RNA, 5270 nt
Organism: Dama dama (fallow deer)
Lineage: Eukaryota; Metazoa; Chordata; Mammalia; Artiodactyla; Cervidae
Product: septin-5-like
Exons: 2
Coding region: 3079-4377 (432 amino acids)
Biological process (GO): regulation of exocytosis; cytoskeleton-dependent cytokinesis
Cellular component (GO): cell division site; microtubule cytoskeleton; synaptic vesicle
Molecular function (GO): molecular adaptor activity; GTPase activity; GTP binding
Source: RefSeq, a predicted model, not a curated record